Asterias rubens (European starfish) is the source of this 483-nucleotide messenger RNA. Its product is annotated as asialoglycoprotein receptor 1-like. The coding region runs from base 1 to 483 and encodes 160 amino acids. The transcript has a single exon. NCBI's taxonomy places the organism in Eukaryota, Metazoa, Echinodermata, Asteroidea, Forcipulatida, Asteriidae. The record is from RefSeq and is a predicted model, not a curated record.
AUGGUAACAAAGGGUGUGUUUGCAGCGAGAGGGUGCCCUUAUGGAUGGGUGCCUUAUGCUGAGUCUUGCUACUUGGGUCUGGAUGGAUCCAUGGAGGGCGACUGGUCCACUGCCGUGAUGCAGUGUGAUCGUAACAACGCAUCUAUAAUGGUCCCAAGCUCAGAUUGGGAAAAUAAAUACAUACUCACUUCAUUUCAGCACCACGGCAGUCUCAAAGGUGUUUGGAUUGAUUGCAAUGAUGCUAAAGUUGAAGGUGAAUGGAACUGCUACGAGGACGGUAAAUAUCCGACUGAAUAUCGGAAGUGGGAGCCAGACCAACCAGAUGACGAGAAGUGGCCAGCUGAUGAUGAUUAUGGCUUCAUGAUAACCCGUACUUACCAUGGGAAGAAUCCAGAGGUACUUGGCUAUUGGGGUGAUGCGGAUGCAACACAUCCUGAUAAGUUUAUCGUCUGUGAGCGUCGCCGCCAAGCCAGAUGUGGUUAA